GUGAAGUCUUCUCUGACGUGUGUUGUGUUGUUGUGUUUCAGAGCUCUGUUAGAACAGGUGGAGCACUGGCAGAGUUUUCUGGCUUUGGUGAACAUGAUCAUGUUCUGUACGGGUAUCCCCGGUCACUACCCCGUCAACGAGACCACCAGCUCGCUCACGUUAACCUUCUGGUACACGCUACAGGAUGACAUCAUGUCGUUCGAGGCGGAGAGGCAGCAGGUGUACCUGCAGGUGUACAGGCCGGUGUAUUUUCAGCUGGUGGAUGUUCUGCUUCAUAAAGCACAGUUUCCUUCUGAUGAAGAAUACGCUUCCUGGUCAUCAGAUGAGAAGGAACAGUUCAGGAUCUACAGGGUGGAUAUAUCAGACACGUUGAUGUACGUCUAUGAGAUGCUGGGAGCCGAAUUACUCAGUAAUCUGUACGACAAACUGGGACGACUGCUGACCAACACAGAACAAACAUCAUCAUGGCAGCACACAGAAGCGCUGCUGUACGGAUUCCAGUCCAUCGCUGAAACCAUAGACGUGAACUACUCUGAUGUCAUUCCAGGACUCAUCGGCCUCAUCCCCCGAAUCAACAUCAAUAAUGUUCAGCUGGCUGAUACCGUCAUGUUCACCAUCGGUGGGUGUGUGUGUGUGUGUGUGUGUGCACGUGCGUGCGUGUACUUGUACAUCUAUAUUUGUGAGGACCGGUUUGAGGCGUAGACCAGCGGUGUGAGGACAAGGAGAGUAAAGUGAGGACAUUUUGUCCGGUCCUCACUUCCAGAGACCCCUUUAAAGGGCUGUUUGAGGGUGAAGACUUGGUUUUAGGGUUAAGGUUAUAAUCAGGGUUAGGGUCAGGCAUGUAGUUCUGAUGGUUAGGGUGACGGGCUAGAGAUCGCAUUGCGUCAAUGUAUGUCCUCAUAAAGAUAGCUGCGCAAACAUGUGUGUGUGUACCUGGUAAACCCUACGGUAUGGGGACAAACACAAAGAUGGCAAUAUCCAAAACCCUUGUCCUUGUGGGGACAUUUUUUUGUCCCCAUGAGGAAACGAGCUUAUAAAUCAUACAGAAUGAACUUUUGUGAAAAUGUAAAAGAGCAGACAGUUGUGUGUGAUUGUUAGGGGGAGGGAAUAUGAGAUACAGUUUGUACAGUAUAAAAACCAUUGUGUCUAUGGAAUGUCCCCAUAAAACAUGGAAACCCAACAUGCGUGUGAGUGUGUGUGUGUCUGUACGUGUGUGUGUGAGAGUGUGUGUGUUUAUGUGAGUGUUAAAGCGGCCCUAACACACGCGGUUUCUGCCGAUCUCAUAUUAAUCUUGAGUACCUAUAGUGUAUCACAUUGCACCUUCAACGAUCACAUUGUAAAGACAACGCGGUCAUGCCGAUUUGCCUUAUUCUACGUGUGAAAGGUCAGACCCUAUCUCACUGAGACCCUAUCUCACUGAGACCCUAUCUCACUGAGACCCUAUCUCACUGAGCAUGCGGCACGACUCCUUGUCCAGGCCCCGGUCAUCUCAAGGUUGGACUACUGCGAUGCUCUCCUUGCCGGUCUUCCUGCAAAGGCUAUAAACCACUCCAGCUGGUUCAGAAUGCAGCAGCACGCCUCGUCUUCCAACAGCCCAAAAGGGCUCAUGUGACGGCCCUUUUCAGCUCUCUCCACUGGCUACCGGAUGAAGCCCGUAUCAGAUUCAAGUCACUAAUGCUUGCCUACAGGACUAUCACUGGAUCUGCACCGACAUACUUUCACACCCUCCUACACCCCAUCAAGAUCGCUGCGUUCUGCAAACCAGCGACGUCUUGUACUGCCUUCUCAUAAGGGCAGUAAAUCUCUCUCCCGCUCAUUCUCAUUCACAACUCCUUCCUGGUGGAACAUUCUUCCUAAUUCGGUCCGGUCAACCACAUCUCUCACAACAUUCAAAAAACUACUUAAAACCCAUCUCUUCUGUGAAUACUUGACAGACAGAUGAAAAAAAAAAAAAACACUAACCCUCUCUCUUUCUCUCAACAGGUAGUGGUCUAGCUUUUGGUAAAACUAGUAACUUUGUAUUGGCACCUAUUGCACUAUCGCUCCUGUAGGACAUAUCGCUUAUUGCUCCUUAUACUCUUUAUACGUGAACACUCUACUGAAGUUAGUUCCGCAGGUUCUGAGGCUUCAGGAACAGUUACGAGACGCCAUACAGAACGGAGACAUGGAGACGUCACACGGCAUCUGUCGAAUCGCCGUGAGUCUGGGAGAAAACCAUUCCAGGUACACAGAUAAAAGAUAUGUCUUAUGUAUUCCCGAAAAAAACCUUCUUAAGACAGUUCUUAAAAAUGUUCUCAAGAUUGAUCUCAGGUGAAUCCAAAUUCUCGUGAAACAAAAGCUGUCGUAAAUAUGAUCUUAAAAUGAAGACAGCCUCACGGUUGUCUUAAAUGUCAAAAGGUAAGAUGUUCAAUACAUGUAUUUGGUUGUUUCACAUGUGACGUGUAUUGUAUUGAGCCAGAAUCAUCAUUUUGACGUGUACUUGCCAUUAAGAAAUAUUUAUAUUGAUAUAAUAAUGAUAAGGUCCGGCUCCCUUACUUUAGCUUUCAUCAUUAAAAACGGAGUGCUUUUUUCCUUAUUCUGGGACAAAGUGACACGAAACAGACAGGGUCAGUAUUGUGCCAUAGUAACACAAGAAGUAUAUUUUUUAAUGCUUGCUAACAUUUGAGCUAAAAUGCGAUUGUAAAUGCCGUUUAACACGUCACAGGCUAAUAUAUAGGCUAUAUAAGAAUACGAUGUGCUUGUUACACACAUAAAGUUUAUUGUAUAGAUAAACGUACACAGUUACCACACAAGCAAACGAGUGUAAUCAUUUCAUUUUAUUCUUACAGCAAAAAUUAAGAUGUUCUUAAGAAAAUAGUUGAGAACGUUUUAAGAAACGGUUGAGAAUCGCACUUACGAACAUUCUAACGAACUUCCUAUCAUUUAUCGUGAAUCCGCCCCCUGUUCUCUUGCUGUUAUUCGUGCUGUGAAUGGGGCUGUCACGAUACAUGCGACCUCCGGAGGACGCAACCUCUGAAAGGAGCUGCUGAUCGAGUUAUCUUUACAAACAACAAAACCACUGCAAACGUGUAAAUGAUCAGACAAACUCGCAGUGUAAUGCUGGGUUCACACCAAACGCGAGCAAACUUUAUUACUCGCGGGAAUAGUUUGUUAUUUUCGCGUGAGUGACGCGAUCUGACAGAUAUUUUCAACCUUCGUGGAGGAUGAGAUUGACGCGCGUUCAUGGCAAUCACGCCGCCCGAUUCACGUCAUUCACACCGCCUGCUGCGAGUUCACGUCUAUACGUGUCUUUGCAUUGACUUUGUAUGUCAUUUACUCGCGCAAAACGCUUAAUACGCGUUUGGUGUGAACCCAGUGUAAGAGUUUAUGCUUUCCAUUAGGGAUGUAACGAUUCACUCAGCUCACGAUGCGAUGCGAUUCACGAUUCUG
Triplophysa rosa is the source of this 3429-nucleotide messenger RNA. RefSeq names its product importin-13-like. Gene Ontology annotation, cellular component: nuclear membrane; cytoplasm. Lineage: Eukaryota; Metazoa; Chordata; Actinopteri; Cypriniformes; Nemacheilidae. Gene Ontology annotation, biological process: protein import into nucleus. Bases 94 to 702 code for a protein of 202 amino acids. The record is from RefSeq and is a predicted model, not a curated record. The transcript has 5 exons.